This is a messenger RNA of Bacillus rossius redtenbacheri, 6230 nucleotides long. Its product is annotated as gastrula zinc finger protein XlCGF8.2DB-like. NCBI's taxonomy places the organism in Eukaryota, Metazoa, Arthropoda, Insecta, Phasmatodea, Bacillidae. Gene Ontology annotation, biological process: regulation of transcription by RNA polymerase II. The transcript is spliced from 4 exons. The record is from RefSeq and is a predicted model, not a curated record. Gene Ontology annotation, molecular function: RNA polymerase II cis-regulatory region sequence-specific DNA binding; DNA-binding transcription repressor activity, RNA polymerase II-specific. Gene Ontology annotation, cellular component: nucleoplasm. Bases 4346 to 5491 code for a protein of 381 amino acids.
AAUGGCUGAAGGUGUGUGUGUUGAGGAGGACCUAGUGAAGCCUGAGCCGUUUGAAACUGUGCUCCUGCCCGUGAAGGAAGAGAUGAAGGUUAGUGCUGGCAGCUUAUACCGUGAGGCUGUUACUGUUGCAAAUAUUAACUAAGGGAAAAUGUUAUUUAAAGUAGCUUGGCUUCUGGGUUGUAGCCGCGUCCUUGGCGAAUAAUUCACCGACAUUUCGGUCAACAUUGCAGUCAUCAGGGAGCAGUUACCUUCUAAAGUUCUUAAAAGUAAACUGCCUUUAUAUACUCUCGCCUGAUUGGCUGCAGCUGUGGGCCAAUCAGGCAGGAUUACUUGUAAGAACUUCAGUAGGUAACUGCUCCCUAAUGAUGGCGACUGCAAUGUUGACCGAAACGUCGGUGAAUUAUCCGCCAAGGAUGCGGCUACAACCCAGAAGCCAAGCUACUUCAGACAAUGGCCGUGAAAGCCUGCGAACAUUAUUAAUGUUAUUUAAGUUAUAAAAGUUGCUUACCUUUUAAUUUUGUGUCUGUCCGUAAAAUUUGCUGAUUAUUCUUUUGGUUUUCAUCUGGGAGUUCUGUUGCUUUCCUAGAAGUCAAGUGUAGAGCUUGUUAUAAGUGGGUUCAAAAGACUCGAGGGAAACUUUCGGCACAGCAAAUUUCUUAUUGUUCCCACCACAAAAACUGUGAUGCUCAGAACUCUCGCGGAGGCCGGCGUCACUGCUUUUAUACUCUUGGCAGACUUUCUGGAAAACGGACUGGGGGGUUGGAAGUGCCACUCCGCAUGGCAGCCUUGGGAAACCCGCAGAAUUCCCAGGACGCUGAAGGGGUCAUUGAGGCGGGAGGGUGCGAGGGAAGUGGAAAGGGGUAGGGGGUAGCGAGGACCCUUGUAAUCCGGUCAGGCACGCGUGGCAUGCCUUACACCAGUGGACGGCGCGUGACAUCAGUGACCGUGCGGUGCCGCCAGCCAGCUGCGAACCUGGAGCCUGUCGUGGUCCUGUCUGUGCUCGUAACAAUAUAUUACUAAAGCUGCAAACCAGAAUAUUGAAGAUUUAUGAUUCACAUUUUACCGUUACUUUCUGCUCGGCUGGGAUUAUUAAAAAGUAUAAAAAAAACCUAUAAAAAUAUACGUAGUGUAUAAUAAUAAUAAUAAGAGUUCCAAAAAAUACUAUUAUUGGUGCAUUAAAAUUAAAUUUAUCAGGCCUGUUACAUUCAGCACAAAGCAAGUCUUAUUUCAUCUUAACUUGUGCACAUGCUACUUCCCAACGAAGUUCCAUUUAGACGUAAAGAAAAACAAAAUGAGAGUCCUCGAUUCCAUGCAAUUCAAUAUCUUCCUGCUCAAUAUGACUCCACUGGCGUAACAGGUGUGGCAACGCCACCAAACUGUUCACUAUCAUAAAAUACGUGCAAAAUUUACACUUGAAAAUAUGUUUUGUCUACACUCAGCAGCUAAAGCAGUUACGUGAGCCCUUACCAUCAUUUAUGAAACGUAUCAGCAAAGCUAAAAAUAAGUAAUGUGUUUGUUCAUCUCCGCUUAACACAAGCUUGUGCUCCGCAAAGUCAACUGUCAAAUUGCAACUUCAAUCGACCGAUCUUGUAAAUUCAAUACUUCCCCACACGAGGGGUUUACCUUUCGUCCUUAGCUCAAUAGUCUCACUUUUUGAAGCGGUGUAGACGUCCCUCCGGUGUAAGCUACACCCAGCACAACUCGGUCGUCCUCGACAGCACGGCAGCGAAUGUCUCUUUGCGCAACUCAGUUCACUUGCUUCGUCGUUUCCAGCUUCGGCCUCCGGCGGCUCACAACCGAAAACACCCCAGUACCGGCCGUCAGCGUGUGUUGGGGCAAGCAAAGGCAAUCCUCAAACAGUUUAUUAAAUUAUGUCAAAAAUGUCUUUCAACCAUAAAUAAAUAUUAAAAAUAAUAAUUUUUUUAACGUAUCGAUAAAGUUAACGACAUAAACAGUAACGGCAUAAAUUAAGUGAACUUAAUUACGUGAAAUAAACGGACGUACCAACUGUGAGAAAAUGUUACCAGCAACAUUCAAACAAUCAUUACAAAAUGUACCAGUGAAAUGUGACCCGCUAGAAAACAGGGAAAACUGUACUGAAAUGAAGACAUGACGGUAACGAUAAACUUAAGCCAUUAAAAAUGCUGGCAGCUCAGCACGUAAUGACAUGUGGCUGCAAAUGUCAACAGCCGGAAUCCUUCUAAAAAAAAUCUUAACCCAAGCUUUUCAAAUGAUGCAGGUUAUAGAAUGUGCCGUACAAUAGAAUGCUGGACUAAAGGUCUUUUACUUUAUAACAUUCUAUCUUAUAUAUAAAAUUCUCGUGUCACAGUUUUCGUUGCCAUACUCCUCCGAAACGGCUUGACCGAUUUUAAUGAAAUUUUUUGUGCUUAUCCGGUAUCUAUGAGAAUCAGCCAACAUCUAUUUUUCAUCCCCCUAAAUGUUAGGGGUAGUCCACCCCUAAAUUUUUUUUUUAUUUCCAGUUUUUGGUAGGAAAUCACCAUGGCAACGGCUGUAGUGCAGUCCUCAUCACCGUUGAAAUUUUGCAAGUACUUUAAAUAUCAAAAAUUGCCUUUUUUUUCAAGUAUAUAUAUUUUACAGACUUGAAACUUCACAGUAAUGUUCCUUAUGUUAAGCAGGAUGACAUUUUCCGAAAAUUAGAUCCCAUAGGUGGUUAAAACCAGGCAACAGUGGGUACUUUGUUUGCAUGAGAACAGUAUUUUGCAUUGUUCAUGCCUUCUGCGUCUCCAUGGCAACGGGCAUCGCGCGGCAGUGGCGUACCCACAACGAGGGGCAUGUAUUAUGAGCGGCGCAAGAGUGAUCUGCCUGUAGACUGCCGUAGCGAAGUACGGGUACAUCAGUUUUAUGUUGCGUGCACGAGUCGGGAAACCAUCGGUACAUUAUACAGCAUUGUAAUAAAUUUUCACUGAAUUUUUUAUUAUUUACCAUUACUGCAAAUGGGAGAUGUGGCUUAAUUUUUUUCCAUUAGUAUAGCCGUGCGAAGCCGGGUCGGGCAGCUAGUUCAGAAUAAGUUUUCAAUUUUUGACACCUGCUAUUGCCAACAUUCAGUAUUAAAUAUUGUAAAAAAAUAAGUAACAGAAUAAUUUAUGAUACAGAAUAAGUUAUUCUGGUGCUACAAUAAUCUGUUUUCAAUGUUUGCUGGAACAUGUAAAUACAGCUAAGUGCAUGAUUUUGUGGGUAAAUUUUAGAGAGUUGCGUAAUUUUUUUUAGUGUAGCUGUUAGCAUGCCAUGUAUUGGUACAAAAGGCUUUACGUUCACGCUUCUUGUAAAUAAUGCACAUAAAUGCCGAUGUAAAUGAGGCCAUUUUUAUGAACCUUUCAGUUGAAAAUAUAUUCAUGUUUAUAAGUAAAUAACAAUACACUUUUAAAAUCUGUAAUCUAGAUAUGACAAGCAAGCAAAAAAAAGUAUAAUGAAAUUCCAAAAAAUAUAUAGCAUUUCUUAUAUAAAUAAGAAGCAUAUUGUAAAAGUUAUCAACCAGAACUAGACAAGGAAUGUAAAACAGGAAAAUAAUUUUACUUUUGUGCAUACAAUUUACUGAUAAAUAUUAUGAAAAUGCCGUAGUUGAUGAGUUUUUUUAUUAUUUAUCUGUCAUUUUAUAGCUAAUUGGAAAAGCAGAUGUUUGAUACUGUUUAGAGUUUUUUGCUCAUUAGAAACCAAACAGAACAGUUUUACAGAUACAAUAUUAAACAUGGAAAAAAACCUUGUGUAAGUGUUGUAAUACAUACACACAUUAUUUUCUGCACAUUGAUUGUUCUGCUUUGAUUAUUUUUUGUGGUUUCAUUAAUUGUUUACUGUGGUUCAAUACCAACAUUCCUUUGCUCCAUUGUAUAGGUGUAAAUAAAUAGCCUUGUGGCCGGCAGGGCCACAUUUUUUACGUGUAAUUUAUUUUUGUUGCUGGUCUCUAGUUUUACAUGGUUUUUUAUUUCACGUAUUUAUACGCCUUUUUUAAUUAAUGUUAAUUUAUCUGUAAAUUUUUUUUUAAUUAUAUUUGUUUCUGUUAAUUAGUAAUACCCCGUUUGGUAGCUAUCGAUUAUGAGUUUAAGAACAUUGAUUGUGUUUCACGUAAAUACCACUUGGCGAGCGCCCGGCGGUGGGCUGAUGACGUCAGACAUUCGGCUUGCCGGGAGUGAAAAUCAGCUGGGGCCGCGUGGAGUGUGUGGCGAGUGACCGUCGAGGACAGAGCCAUGUGACGGCGCGGACUGGUGUGCCGGACGGCAACGGGCGACGAAGAGUAUGGGGGUGGAGGCUCCACGCUGGGUGACAGGGCAAUGGUUUGCCCUGUGAUACUGAAGAAAUCAAGGGUGAAGACGAGGGUGACGGGGGGUGGAUGUCGUCCUACGCUGAGACCAUGCUCCCUCCGGCCGAGACCGUCGACGAGAGCAGGGCCAACGUGAAGGGUGACGGAGGGUGGAUGUCGUCCUACGCCGAGACGGUGCCCGCUCCGGCCGAGACAGUCGAGAGCAGGGUGGCGGUGAAGGAAGAGGCAACCGUAGAGGACCUCCAGGCGUGGGAGCAGCUAGGAGAGGCACCCUCGCUCUCAGAGUGCAUUGCAAGAAAUGAAUUUCAUACCACGGAGGAAGAAAGGACAGAAGAUAAGGAAGAUUCAGAACUAUCAGUUUGCAUGGAUAACCAUUCAGCAUCUCUGCAAUCUGCUUGCUCAUUUCAGUCAUUACAUUUAGGGACAUUGAGCUUAAGUUUGGAGGGUAAAAACCAAGAUCAGAAGAAAUUGUUGAAAUGCAGUAUGCAACCUGGUGUGGUUGAUAAUAAUAAUAGAGCGACGCACUACGUCAGGAGAUACUUUUCAUGUGCUCAAUGUUCUGCCAAAUUAACUCAGAAGUGUCAUUUGAUUGCUCAUCUCAGAACGCACAAUGGUGAAAAGCCGUUUUCAUGUUCACUAUGUUCUGCUAGGUUCACUACAAAAAGUAAAUUGAAUUUACACGUGAGAUCACACUCUGGUGAUAAGCCAUUUUCAUGUUCACUGUGUUCUGUUAAGUUCACUACGAAAGGUAAACUUAAUUCCCACCUGAAAUCGCACACAGGUGACAAACCAUUUUCGUGUUCUAUGUGCUUUGCUAAGUUCACUACGAAAAGUAGAUUGAAUGCACAUCUAAAAACACACAUUGGUGACAAGCCAUUCUCGUGUUCACUGUGCUUUGCUAAGUUCACUACAAAAAGUAGUUUGAUUCCACACCUAAGAUCACACACUGGUGAGAAGCCGUUCUCAUGUUUGUUAUGUUCUGCUAAGUUCACCAUAAAAAGUAGACUGGAUUUACACCUAAGAACACACACUGGUGAGAAACCAUUCUCGUGUUCACUGUGUUUCACCAAGUUCACUCAGAAGUUUCAUUUGGUCGCACAUCUAAGAAGACAUACUGGUGAGAAGCCAUUCUCGUGUUCAAUAUGUUUUACCAAGUUCUUUACAAAAAGUAAUUUGAUUUCACACCUAAGAAUACACACGAAAAAAGUAGUUUGAAAUUACACCCAAGAUCACACUGGAGAGAAGUCAUUCCCAUGUUAACUGUGUUCUGCCAAUUUCACCAAGGGCCGUUUGCACAGAAUAAUUUAGUGGCCGUGACCACUAGUGUUGACGAGAAAUCCCCACCCACUAGGCUUAGCAAUUGGUCAGUUCAGGCAUAUCUGGUGGUAGUGCCCACUAACUUUCUAGUCAAGGAAUUCAGUGAUCGAUUGAGCUCACUACAAUUGCAUCUAGUGAAGGUUUUCUGCUAAGUGGCGGUUUUCAAGUGAGUUUCCACCUGGGAGUUGUUGAUGGAUAUGUGGGCGUAAAUACGAAUAUUUCUAAAAAAAAAAAAAAAAAAUGUUGCUUGUUAUAUAAAUAACUGAUGUUACAUGGUGAUAUUUUAAAAAAAAAAUUUUUUUUGUUUAAGAACCAAAGAAUAAAUGUGGCUCUUAAAAAUUCUAAUAAAGAUUAUUCCUUUCAGGUUCAUAUAUAUGAUUUAGCUUUGUUUAAAUGUUGAUGUGUUUGUAAAAAAUUAAGGAUUUGUGUUAUGAAUCUUGUGGAAAAAGUGGUACAUAUGUACUUGCAAAUAUGUUUGGUGGUGAUCGUGAAGUUAUAUCACGAGAGUUUAGCAAAAAAAAAAAGGACGAUUGACAACAAAUAGUGUUCAAUGUGCAGCGAAUUUUCUUUCGUAUUGUGUAAAAUUUCAUAAAAUCGGAACACCUCAGUAAUUAAAUUCAUUAUUUUGUACUUGUUA